AUGAGCGAUGAAUCAUGCAGUUUUCAGCGCUUAAACAGUGAUAGAACGCAAGUCAGGUGGAGGAAUCGAGACUGGAAAUUGGAUGGAGAAGCGAAAUAUGAAAACAACGCUGCUUGUUUGAAAUUACUCACUGCAAGGCGCCGUCAUUCGGUUCGAAACGCGCCUCCGGUUGUAACGAAGAACGCUCUUGAAUACCGUAAAACGCGAGUGCGGAACCUGGUGGUUUGUUUGUUGCUGCUUUUUGGAUUUUUUAAAGUUUCUGGUGAAUUUGUAAUGAAGCCGAACGACCGCUUUAUCUACACCCCCACAUGUCUGCCUAUCGAAAGACGAAUGUCGCAUUUAUCAAUAUCGUCGUCUCGAAAUACCGAGAAUACUGCCCCAUCUUCAGACAUCGCCAUGGAGAGACUUUCGCACAAAUACGACUCUUAUCAAGAUUUUUUGCAUAGGAACCAGCUCAGACGACGCCUUUCGUCCACAGGAGAAAACAGUGGAGACUCAAGUACAACAGCGUCGGGCAGCAGCUAUGGUGAACACGAUGGGAGCGAAGGAAGAGCAGACAGUGAAGCCUCCUCUGAUACACAAGAUCCGAAGCUUUUGGAUGGUCACAUUAGCGAACUGGAACGGCAGAAAGUCGAAGCCUUUUUUCGGGGACUUAAAACACAGGUAUUUGUUAGUAAUUCUCUAGCAAACUUGUACACAAAAGGACCAAGCGACCAAGACUGGCAGUUGAAAUACACCGGAAUUCCAGUUGUUAUUUUGGACUGUGGCGAAUCUCGAGCCAGAGAUAAGCGACGAAUUCAGAUCGCUUUGGCUGAAAGAGGCACCUGUUUCAUGCUGUGGUCGGACACAAUAGAUAAUUUAUCUUCGUAUCAAGUGGACGGCGGCUCUUUUCACACAAUGCGAUACUCUAGCGACCACACGAUCCAAGCCGGGUUCAGUUUCGACACAAAACCAGCAGCCGAAGAGAUGUGGAACCACAUAGAAAAGCUAGUGGCCUGUCCGGAGAACAUAUCAUUAAGCACUCCGGGCAAAAAGAAGAAAAAGGAAAAAAAGGAGAAAAAGCCGCUGCCGUUGCCUUCAAAGAGCCACAUUUCCCAGCCCUGCUGCUUCCAACACAUCACUUCAGUGGAUAAGGAAGAUACGGAGCGAUAUUAUUCCUUGAAGGAGCUUUUGCCCAGGUCUGGCUCUCUCAACCCGAGAAUAUUGGAUGGCUCUUAAACGGGGAAAGCAGCUUGGAGUCACUAGGCAGGAUUUUGUACAUAUCGACUGAAGAAAUUAGAUUUACCACUAUGCUAGCAUUAAAAUGCCAUAUAUUAUGCAGUAACUGUAAUGUAUCAAUGGAUCUUUUCUAAAUUAUACAUUUUUAGUUUAUUUUUAUAGUGUAGUUUAUGUAGGUUUAUUGUGCACUUAACGGAUAAUAAAACAAAUACAUUUUGAAAA
This is a messenger RNA of Dendroctonus ponderosae (mountain pine beetle), 1440 nucleotides long. RefSeq lists its product as uncharacterized. The coding region runs from base 1 to 1218 and encodes 405 amino acids. Gene Ontology annotation, cellular component: nucleus. Lineage: Eukaryota; Metazoa; Arthropoda; Insecta; Coleoptera; Curculionidae. The transcript has 7 exons. The record is from RefSeq and is a predicted model, not a curated record. Gene Ontology annotation, biological process: regulation of transcription by RNA polymerase II. Gene Ontology annotation, molecular function: DNA-binding transcription factor activity, RNA polymerase II-specific; RNA polymerase II cis-regulatory region sequence-specific DNA binding.